GCCCUUGAAUGCGAAGGAGAGACUAUACGGACCGGGUUCAAUUCCCUACCGUUUCAGGUACUUUUUUCGAAAUUUUCUGAGAACUGCAAAAAAAAAAAAAAUCGUCGAUACGUCGAAGGUGCGCGUGUGAAAAGAAGCUAUUUAAGGGGGAAAUUGAAAUUUCCGCUGCAGUCGGACACUCUACUCUUUAGCGGUUAAAAGGCGUUUCUUGAGAUCAUGACUUGGCCAACCAAUGAUGACGACUCCUCGUUGGAGGACUCGCCGCCUGCACAAAGUCAGCUAUUAACAGAUGAGAAGGAAGAACUGUCGUUGGAGCUGGAACAAUUCGAUGAUGAGCCAGAAAUGUGCAUUCCUCUCAGAAUGAUCCUUAUUCCAACGGAAGAAGAACUCAAUUCGUCGCAAAUUACUCCGUCUUCGUCGUUCAGAAAUUUUACCUUGCACGCAAAUAAUCAAGAUCUGAGACACUUGGACGACAUGGAACAGCCAACACCAUUCAAAUCCGAUUUCGACGCCGAUGAAAGUCGGGCUCAACUAGACGAAAACCAGGAACAACUUCCCACGGGGUUUGACACAGAGAAGCAAUCCAAUGAUCCCGAGUGGACUGCAGAUGAAGAUUUCAAUUAUUCGUUUGACAUGCCACAGUCACUUCCUUCUCCUCCUAAUUCACCAGAAUUUCAAAGGAAACGAUUACAGCCGCUCAACCGUUCAGAUAAGAAUCCACCAUCGGCGAAGCUGUGGUGAAGAAAUAAAACAGAAUGGAAAAAAACAAAUUAAAAGAUUUCCAACGUAAAACUUUAUUGCUGACUUUUAAAACUGCUUUUUCAUGCAGUUUAAUUUCGUUGAUUGUGAUUUUACGAAUAUACCGCGUUCCAGACAUGACUUUUAAAUGGUUUCCUUUUUUUAAAAUUUAUGUCUAUAAUGUUAUUUAUAUGCCUUUUGGAAAAUACACGGUGUUUAUUUUUUUUAAA
Molecule: messenger RNA, 968 nt
Organism: Daphnia pulicaria
Lineage: Eukaryota; Metazoa; Arthropoda; Branchiopoda; Diplostraca; Daphniidae
Exons: 2
Coding region: 217-741 (174 amino acids)
Source: RefSeq, a predicted model, not a curated record